Molecule: messenger RNA, 1398 nt
Organism: Arabidopsis thaliana (thale cress)
Lineage: Eukaryota; Viridiplantae; Streptophyta; Magnoliopsida; Brassicales; Brassicaceae
Product: F-box/RNI-like/FBD-like domains-containing protein
Exons: 3
Coding region: 1-1398 (465 amino acids)
Source: RefSeq, marked reviewed
AUGCAUGCCCAAAGAGUAGCUAGAGAUUUAAUUAGCGGUUCGCCAGAUGAGAUUCUUGGCAAAAUCCUGUCCUUUCUUCCGACACAUCAUGCUGCAACCACAUCGGUUCUGUCGAAGAGGUGGAGGAAUCUGCUUCCGCUUGUGGACAAGCUUGAAUUGACUGAAGAUCAUCCAAGUGGUCGCUGUUCUUUAGGCUUCCCUGAUUUCGUGGAAAAAACACUUGCUCUCUUAGACAGGCCUUGUUCAGUCAUCAAGAAAGUCCAUCUGAAUUGUGAUCAUCUGCAUGGAGAAUCUAGGUUUUACAGUUGGAUUCGCACAGUUCUGGAGCGAGGCGUGUUGGAUUUUCACUUGGAGUCCUCGCGUAUGUAUCGUGUAGAAACUGAGUUCUUCACUAGCAACACACUGGUUGAGCUCACAAUAUCCGGUGCGCUUUAUCCCGAGGGUGAACUUCCUCCUGGGGGUUUGUUUUUCCCAGCGCUCAAAAGACUCUCUAUAGUCUUAGUUGCGUUUGCAGAUUGUGACAUGUACGAUGAUUUUGUCCUUGGCUGCCCUGUUCUUGAGGAGUUAAUCCUCUAUUAUGCUGAUGAUGACCAACCCCCGGGUUGGAAUGGGAAAGUCUCUAGCCCUUCCAUCAAGCGACUCACCAUCAGUCACGAUUACCCCGAUUACCCUGAAACGCACAUAUAUGUUUGGUUUGAUACACCCAGUCUUGUGUACCUUGACUAUUCUGGUCAUGUCGCGCGUAGGUAUACCGCUGAAAUGGGUUCCCUUGAAGAAGCUAGACUCAAUCUUCUACCAUGGGAGCAACUUAUUGACUCAGACGAAGAGGAUGAUGAUUUUGAUGGUUAUGGUCCUCGCUGGGAAAAAAGAUCGAAAGAUGCUACGGGUCUAAUUGCAAUGAUAAGCAAUGUUAAGACCCUUCACUUGUCUUCAGAUUCUCUUGAGGUUAUUCACUCUCUGUGUAAAGUAAUGCCGGCGUUUCAAAACCUCCUUAAGUUAUCGUUUGAGAGUGACAAAGAAAGAGGCUGGCAAGUGGUGCCACUUCUUCUUAACAGCUCUCCAAACCUGGAAACUUUAGUCAUCAAGGGACUUGUGCACAAAGUUACUAGUAGAUGCGGGGACGCCUGCCUUUGCAUCCGUAAGAAGACGAGGGGAGAAUGUUGUUUAUUGACAUGUCAAGUGAAGGUGUUAAAGAUUAUAGGGUAUCGCGGAACUUGUCGUGAGCAGAAGCAGAUGAGUCAUUUCUUGGCAAAUUUGAAAUGUCUGGAGACUGUCAAGGUGCGCGUUGAAGUGGAUCACCGAGAAGACAACGAUGCUAGUAAUACGUACCUGAGAAUCACCAAUGCUCUUAUGAAGCUUCCUAGGGUUUCAUCAAACUGUCGGAUCCAUUUCCUCUGA